Molecule: messenger RNA, 3410 nt
Organism: Megalops cyprinoides (Indo-Pacific tarpon)
Lineage: Eukaryota; Metazoa; Chordata; Actinopteri; Elopiformes; Megalopidae
Product: peroxisome proliferator-activated receptor gamma coactivator 1-alpha-like
Exons: 13
Coding region: 127-2655 (842 amino acids)
Biological process (GO): positive regulation of transcription by RNA polymerase II
Cellular component (GO): nucleus
Molecular function (GO): RNA binding; transcription factor binding
Source: RefSeq, a predicted model, not a curated record
UUGUAAGACAGGUGCCUUCGGUUCAUUCUCAGUUAGGGGGCAGUUCCCUGAGUGAGAACAAGUGGAGAACUAGUGGAUUUCUUUUUUUGCGUGAUUUUUUUUUUCAUACCGUCAUUCAGUGUCUGGAUGGCGUGGGACAGGUGUACCCAGGACUCUUUGUGGAGAGAAUUCGAGUGUGCUGCCUUGGUUGGUGAAGACCAGCCUCUUUGUCCAGACCUCCCGGAACUCGACCUCUCUGAACUAGAUGUCAGUGACCUGGAUGCAGAUAGUUUUCUGGGCGGGCUCAAGUGGUACAGUGACCAAUCAGAAGUCAUUUCCAGUCAGUAUGGCAAUGAGUCGUCAAACUUGUUUGAGAAGAUAGAUGAGGAGAAUGAGGCCAACCUGCUGGCUGUGCUCACGGAGACCCUGGACAGCAUCCCGGUGGACGAGGACGGCUUGCCUUCGUUCGAGGCCCUGGCAGAUGGGGACGUGACCAAUGCCAGCGGGCAGAGCUGUCCCUCCACGCCCGACGUUCCCCCACAGCCCCUGGAGGCGGAGGAGCCUUCUCUACUGAAGAAGCUCCUGCUGGCACCCGCCAACUCGCAGCUCAGCUAUAAUCAAUACACAGGUGGCAAGGCGCAGAACCAUGCAGCCGGCAGCCACCGGAUCAGACCAGCAUCUGCUGUCGCCAAGGCGGAGAAUCCCUGGAGCAGCAAACAGCAGAACAGGGCGACCAGACGCCCCUGCGUGGAGCUGCUCAAGUACCUCACGUCCAGUGAUGAGACCCUCCAGACCAAAGCACAGAGGAGCAGCAAAGACAAAAGCGGCGAGGCUUCCUCCUCCUCCUCAUCCUCGCCGUCCUCCUCUUCCACCUCCUCGUACUCCUCCUCCUCCUCGUCCGCCUUCUCAUCAUCACCCUCGUCCUCCUCCUCGUCCUCAUCCUCCUCCAAGAAGAAGCUGUCCUCGGCGCAGCAGCACCACCAGCGAGCCAAACCAACCACCUUGCCACUUCCUUUGACCCCAGAGUCUCCAAAUGACCACAAGGAAUCACCGUUUGAGAACAAAACCAUUGAGCGCGCAUUGAGUGUGGAGCUGUCUGGGACUCCAGGUCUGACACCACCUACCACACCUCCUCACAAAGCCAGUCAAGAGAGUCCUUUCAAAGCUUCGAUCAAAACAAAGGCUUCCUCGUGCAGCUCCGGGGCCCUUGCCAGCAAGAGGGCGGGGUGCGGCGACCCCGCCCCCUGCCUCCUGCCCGCCAACCCCGCAAAGAAGGGCCCCCAGCAGACUGAGCUGUAUGCCCAGCUGAGCAAGAUGUCAGCCCUACCCCUGGGGGGCCAGGAGGAGCGUAGGGGCAAGCGGCCCGCCCCACGCCUGUUUGGCGACCACGACUACUGCCAGUCCUCAAGCACAAAACGAGACGUCUCCACGGCGGCCGCCCCGGGCCGCUCCGAGCUCAGGCGUGCGGAAUGCAGGGAUCCCGCCGUGGCACCUUCUUCCUCUUCCUCCUCCUCCUCUUCCUUGGGCCGCCCGUUUUCGAGGGCAGAGCCGGAGCUGAAAGGCAGCAAAGAGGGCGGGCCCCAGAAUCACUCCUCCCACUCCAGGAAGAUGCUCCGUGACCAGGAAAUCAGGGCGGAGCUUAACAAGCACUUUGGCCUCCCCAAGGAAGCCAUCUACAAGGAGGAGAAGGUGGAGCCCACCCCACCACUGCAGGACAGCCACUCGGAUGACGAGUAUUACUGCAAGCUGCCUGGCUACUUGAACCCGGGUCUGCCCCUGGAGGGGGUCCUGGAGGACAGUGAGGAGGAGAGUGACAGAUUCCUGUUCCCCUGGGAGGGGUCCCACCCAGACCUGCUGUUCGAGGGCUCCCCGUCCUGCUCCCUGUCCAGCUGCUCACCCUCGCGGGGCUCCGUCUCCCCCCCGAAAUCCCGCCUCUCCCCCCAGCACUUCCGCUGGCCCCGGUCGGGCUCCCGGUCGCGCUCCAAACCCGGGUCUCACCGCCAAGGCCGGCGCUCCUACUCGCGGUCGCCUCGGUCGCGGUCCAGGUCUCCCUACAGCCGCUCAUCCUCACGGAGUCGUCACUACGGGGAUUCUGGCAGUUGCAGGGCCAGGACUCACAGGAGCCCCCACACGCUUUCCCGAUCCCAGUCUCCAUCCCCCUCCACCCGGAGACCAAGGUAUGACAGCUACGAGGAAUACCAGCACGAGCGGCUGAAGAGGGAGGAGUACCGCAGAGACUAUGAGAAGAGGGAGUUCGAGAGGGCCGAGCAGAGAGAGAGGCAGAGGCAAAAAGCAAUAGAGGAGAGGCGGGUGGUGUACAUCGGGAGACUGCGAGCCGACAUCACCCGGACAGAACUCAAGCGGCGCUUCGAGGUCUUUGGCGAGAUCGAGGAGUGCACCGUGAACCUGAGAGACGACGGGGACAAUUUCGGCUUCAUCACGUACCGCUACACCUGUGAUGCCGUCGCGGCUCUGGAAAAUGGACAUACCUUGCGCAGGUCCAAAGAGCCCAAAUUCGAGCUGUGCUUCGGCGGACGCAAACAGUUCUGCAAAUCAACCUACACAGACUUGGACUCCCACUCUGACGACUUCGACCCGGCCUCCACCAAGAGCAAGUACGACUCCAUGGAUUUCGACAGCCUGCUGAGGGAAGCCCAGAGGAGCCUGCGGAGGUAACGAACGCACCUCCAGCCGUCUGCCAAGGGGAGGCGCCAUACCUCACUCCGCCGCGUACGUGUCCGUCCGCUGGGAGACCGCCGGAAAGCUCCAACGCCCUGCGCACCAGAAAAAAAAAACGAAACAACAAAUAAAAACAGGAGGAAUGAGAACAAAGACAAAAGUUUACAGGAACCAAGCUGCCCGGAGGGUGGAGAGGUGCCGCCACGGACGGGAACGGCCGGCGAGAGUGGCUCGACACCAUAGAGGGAACGCACUGUAACGGAUGCUCCUCCUCGUCCCGCAACAUCGUCGUGCAGCUUGUUCACUUCUCUUUUUCGAUCGUCUUUUUCUGUGGAGUUUUUAAUCUGAUACUUGGAUGUGGUGUUACAUUAUUAAGAUUUGGGCUGGGUUGGGUGGGCGGGGUAAAUAUAUCUGAGCUAAUACAGUAAGAUUGUUGCCUACAUUUGCUGAAAAUGUAGCUGCGUAUUAAAAAAAAAACAUUUAAGGAGUUCCGAUUGAAGAUUAUUUUUAUUUUGUGUACAUAUCUGACAAAGUUCCUUAUUUGUUACAGCUAUGCACUGUACAAUGCCGCCUUUUGAAAUGAUGCCGAUUUUCAUAACAAAGAAUGUUGAUCUGUGGUUAUUACAAUGAAGUGAAAUGUAUUGUACACCCACACCGACAUGACAUUUCAAUGAUGUGAUAUGAGUGUAUUGAAAUGCAUAUGUGUGUUGUGUAUUGAAUUGGGUGAUUUUUUUUGUUUUUUUUUUUGGGGG